Messenger RNA from Mesocricetus auratus (golden hamster), 5549 nucleotides. It is a transcript of the gene Sepsecs, whose product is annotated as Sep (O-phosphoserine) tRNA:Sec (selenocysteine) tRNA synthase. The transcript has 11 exons. NCBI's taxonomy places the organism in Eukaryota, Metazoa, Chordata, Mammalia, Rodentia, Cricetidae. Gene Ontology annotation, molecular function: tRNA binding; O-phosphoseryl-tRNA(Sec) selenium transferase activity. Gene Ontology annotation, biological process: conversion of seryl-tRNAsec to selenocys-tRNAsec; selenocysteine incorporation. The coding region runs from base 42 to 1547 and encodes 501 amino acids. The record is from RefSeq and is a predicted model, not a curated record.
GCUGCAUCCUGGGCCUCGGCGUGUGCUUUGCGGGCGCCGUCAUGAACCCCGAGAGCUUCGCGGCGGGCGAGCGGCGAGUUUCGCCUUCUUACGUGAGGCAGGGCCGGGAGGCUCGGCGUGCGCACGAGCACCUCAUACAGCUGCUACUAGAGCAGGGCAAGUGUCCAGAGGAUGGCUGGGAUGAAGGUACACUUGAGCUCUUUCUGCAUGAGCUUGCAAUCAUGGAUAGCAACAAUUUCUUGGGUAAUUGUGGUGUGGGAGAAAGGGAAGGGAGAGUGGCCUCUGCGUUGGUUGCCCGUCGUCACUACAGGUUGAUCCAUGGAAUUGGACGAUCUGGUGAUAUUUCUGCUGUGCAACCAAAAGCUGCAGGCUCUAGCCUCUUGAACAAAAUUACCAAUUCUUUGGUGCUUAAUGUCAUAAAGCUGGCUGGUGUUCAUUCAGUGGCCAAUUGCUUUGUAGUUCCUAUGGCAACCGGUAUGAGUUUAACCUUGUGUUUUUUAACAUUACGACACAAAAGACCAAAGGCCAAGUAUAUCAUAUGGCCACGAAUAGACCAGAAGUCCUGCUUUAAGUCCAUGGUCACUGCAGGUUUCGAACCCGUGGUGAUAGAAAAUGUGUUAGAAGGCGACGAGCUGCGCACUGACCUGAAUGCAGUGGAGGCUAAAGUCCAGGAACUCGGGCCUGAUCGUAUUCUGUGCAUUCAUUCUACCACGUCCUGCUUUGCUCCAAGGGUGCCUGAUAGAUUAGAAGAACUGGCUGUGAUUUGUGCUAAUUAUGACAUUCCGCAUGUAGUCAACAACGCUUAUGGAUUACAGUCUUCCAAGUGCAUGCAUCUCAUUCAGCAGGGGGCUCGGGUUGGUAGAAUCGACGUUUUCGUUCAGAGCUUGGACAAAAAUUUUAUGGUUCCAGUAGGUGGUGCUAUAAUUGCUGGCUUUAAUGAUUCCUUCAUUCAGGAAAUCAGCAAGAUGUACCCAGGGAGAGCUUCGGCUUCGCCAUCCUUAGACGUCCUUAUUACCUUGUUGUCACUCGGCUGCAAUGGCUACAAGAAGCUGUUAAAGGAAAGAAAGGAAAUGUUUGUAUAUUUGUCCACUGAACUGAAGAAGUUGGCAGAGGCCCACAAUGAAAGACUGCUACAGACACCUCAUAACCCUAUAUCUUUAGCUAUGACACUUAGAACACUUGGUGGACAACAUGGCAAAGCUGUCACUCAGCUUGGCUCAAUGCUUUUUACCAGACAAGUUUCUGGAGCCAGGGUUGUGCCUCUUGGUUCUGUGCAAACUGUGAGUGGCUACACUUUCCAAGGCUUCAUGUCCCACACAGAUAAUUACCCUUGUGCUUACCUCAAUGCGGCAGCAGCCAUUGGGAUGAAGACGCAAGAUGUGGACUUGUUCAUAAAGAGACUUGAGAAAUGCUUAAACACAGUAGAAAAAGAACAAAAUAAAGCAAGUGUUGUGUCUGGAGUUGACAAUUAUAACCGAGCUGGAGAUGUGGACAUUGAGGAAAUGGCUUUGAAACUAGAUAGUGUGCUAGGUGACAAGCACCAAUGACCUUCUUCAUGACACGGGUUUCUUUUUGCUACAGUUCAUACAAGCACUUUAAAGGACAUAUGUAAAGUUUUUGAACUGAGAGUUUUGUAAAGAAUGUUCUCUCAAGGAAGAGGGUCUGAGGGUAGCCGUUGGUGAUUGCUGUUUUUAAUCCUUAGAAUACCUCAGUCCUUAUGAUUCUUAACAGGUUAUAAAAUGCAGUUGCAUUGAAUGUUUUCUGAUUGUUACAUUAGUUAAGCAACACAAUUCAGAUGAUUCUUACUAAUAUAAAUUGUAAAGUUACAUGUAAUUCUCAUUGAAAUACAGAGUUCUUCUUAGCCGUUUUCCAGCAUUCAAAGAUUUCUUUUGUUUCUGAUCACACAGAAUUGAGAAAGAUGUUUCUAGUGCUGCUAAAUACUAUAUGUUUGUUUAGCUGUCUCUGUGCCUAUAAAAGGGAUUUCUCAAGGAAGCAGAGCCAGGGCAUACACUUGUUGUAAACUUAAGGGCAGUUGUUCUCAACUGGAGUGACUUGAUUAUACAUAAGCAACGUGUAGACCCAAAGUGGUGCUAGUGACAUUAAAUGGUAGAAGCUAGCAGUUUUGCUCAACAUCUUACCUACUGCCCAAUACAUGAUUUCCACAAAAGAAUUCUCAAAAAUGUCAGUAUUGAUGUGGGUCAAGGAAGUGAGCUCCUCAGUAAAGUUGCUUUAUGCAGCAUCUUGGUCAUGUGCUGCCUGAUGGCAUUGUUAUUCAUUGUGGACUGCAUGGAAGUCAGUGGUCCCAUGAGAUACAGCACCUAGUGAUAUGAUGCCUCUCUUGGCUUGUUAAGUAUUUGUCAUGCUGUUCACAUACAUAUAAAACCAGCUAAUUAUACAUUUUUAGACCAUAUCUCAGGGUUAUGUGACUACAUAUCAAAAAAAGAUAGCUCCAUGAAUGUUACGAAGUGUACUGCAUAGAGACAGCCAGAAUCACUAGUUCUAAACAAGUGAUUAUAAGUUGUUUUAUAUAGGACCUGCUCAUUUUUCCAUUUGGGCAACUGAAAACUGUUCCCCAUUCUGUCUUGACUUUAAGCAGCCUUUGUGAACUGACUAGUUCACUGAGGUAGUAUGCAUGGCCACCAUCAGAACUAAUAUGCCUGACUUUGAACAUGUUCUUGCUAAAGAGGUCAAAAUACAGUACUGCAAACCUAUGUUUUAUAUAUAGGCAGAAAGAGAAUAUGUAGGUUUUCAGUACUCUUUCUGUGUAUGUAUGUCUGAAAUUUCAGGCUCAAUAGCUCUAACAGUGAUUUUUGUUAAUUUAAAACAGACUGGGGAAUUAGUGAAGCCUCUUGAAAACGUCACCAUGCCAAAGCUAUAUCUCUCAGACCUGUUCUGGGGAGCGUCAUUCUACCCAAGACAUACUCACAGGGAAAGAGCUCCAUGGAGAAAUGGGGAAAUGUCUUUGUAGAUUUGCUCAUAAUGUAUUAAAUGCUGCAAGAGGAUUCCUUUAGUAAAGGUUGGCCUGCUUUUCCAAAGAGAAAUCAGUUUUCCGAACUGAAACACUCGUUAAUGUCUCCUGAAACAUACUCUUUCAACACAAUGGGCCAAAUGCAUUGACCUCCAGAUUCUAUUGCUUGUAUUAGUUGUCACUGAGCUGUGUAUGAAAAGGGGUCUUUCUUGUGUAUGAUCUUAUAGGGUUUGUAAAGAUGAGUUUGGCCAGAUGCUGAGUGUGUAAGUUGGGCUUUGGGAGCCACUGAUGACCAUGGAAGUUAAGGCUGGCUGGCUGGCUGGAGAUAAAGAGCUCACUUCCAGUUAUCUAAGUGAUUCCUAAAUGUAUUCUACACUCUGUGGGCCAGACACUGAAAUGGAUCUUAAGCCUACAGUGACUCUUUACACGGUAGUAAAUCCUGGAUUGAAAAGGUAUGUGCUGUUUUCGUGGUGGAUGCGGGACUGCAUUGUAGACCUGAUGAAGCUACAGAAGCCCAGUCUCCAUGGAGCCCAGGAGGGUCAGAUAAUGCUGCCGAUGGAAAUGCUGGCAGUGCAGUUUCCUAUGCAUCAGGCCAAAAUGAUUUUCUAGAACAAGUGAUCUAUAUUGUGUGCUCAUCAUUUUGCUUAAGAAAGGCCAGAGUCCAGAGACUGAAGAUGCUUCCUCAUCUGCCGAGUAUCAGCAGUUCUUGGGCUUCAGCUGCUGAAUGGAUAAUAAUUCUAAUUGAAGAUAAAUUACGUGAGCCCACAUAUGAAUGAUAGAUAUGGUAUAACAUUUAUUCCUGGUGCAUAAAGUCUGUUACAGUUUUGUUAUUAACCCUUUCUCUUUUAAGUAGUUCUAAAUUCCAGCUGUUCCUCUGGCUCCAAGCUUGAUCCUAAGGUCACAGAACUAAGUUUUUUGGAAGGAUAGAAUGGUUCUUUGUCAUCAGGCUUGCCUUCGCCCUCAACCCUGUAUAACUUACCUAAUUCCCUCCUGUUCACAUAUGCAUGUUAAAAGGACUGUACCUAAGUGUCGGCCAUGAAACACACUGCUUGGGAUGCUUCAUGAUCUACCUUUGUUUGCUUCAGACUGGCAGUGAAGGACAGCAUUCCAGUCGCUGCCUAAGACACUGCUACUAUUUUCCUGGCCCAGCUCCUCUUAUGAAUAAGGUGUAAGGCAGAUUUUGGAGGUUGGUUUUUAAAGUCAUUGGGCUGGACUAGUCUGCUUAGAGAAGAGAACUGAAUCACAGAAUGUUUGGUCACUAAUGUGGUUUACUCACACUGCAGGGAAAAGUCUCUGCUGAUGCAUCCUCACUGUCAGGGAAAGAUGUGACUGCAACCUUGGACCCCCUGUUAACUGUGAAGCUUCCUCUUGGCUCUGGUAACAGUUGAACAGAGUCAUAUAGGAUACAGUUCUGUUCCACCAAUAGGUCUUUGAUGUAUAAAUGGUAAAUUUAAAUAUGAUUUAAUUAAAUUAAAUUUUUCUACUAGCUUGUUCCAGCACAUAAUUACUCCGUGAUUCCAUUUCUUUAACCACAUGACAUUAAGAACUGUCAUUGAGGCCCUAGCUAUAGAAUAAAUGUAUGCCAAUGGCUUCCACAGGUUUUAGUGGAACUUAAGCAUAUGUACUUACUUUUUACACUUCUGAUAAUAUUGAAUUAGUGAUCUCCUUCUGGCAAGUUCAGUUUUAUACCUUUUCCAUGAAGUAGGUGGCUAGCAUUGAAAAUAGUUUUGGAAAACAUUCAUGAAUCUCAUUCAUAUUGUUAUCAGAAAAAUAUUUAAAUAUAUAUACAUUUGGUACUUAAGAAAUUGGAUUUGCUUUGCCCAGAAAUUUAAGAUGCAGUAAUUUCUGUCAAGCCCAAAAUGGUUUUGUGUUUUACAUUGAUAAAUUUAUAUUGAGUUGAAAAAUACCCAGUUUUAUAUGCACAGAAGUUAGUUAAUUUCAGAAAUUUCAUAAUCUCUGAAUAAUUUGAUAAGAACCAACUGGCUAUGCUAGUAACAAGUGUGCGUGCGUGCGUGUGUGUGUGUGUGUGUGUGUGUGUGUGUGUGUGUGUGUGUGCACGUGCGAGCGCGUGUGUGUUUGCUUGCUCGCCUGUGGUGGGGGUCACCCAGCCAGUGCUGGGUGCUUCCUUGUCUAUCAGUUCUGCUCUUUGGACAGCCUUAGUCCACACGUCUGACUUGCUGCCUCCUUUAGUAAAAUUGCCUUAAUUUUACUUUCAUUUUGGCCUCAUGGUCUAUGUGACAUAAGAUGAUGAUUUUACAGCUAAUGCAUAUGUCUUUGUAAUUUACCAGCCAAUAUUCUGCAGUUCAAGCUAAGUCUUUGGACAGAGCCAGAUUGUGUUUGUACUAUCCUUUUUUUUUUUUUUUUUUAAGUGGUACCAACAAGAGCUUUUGGAGAAAGGUGAAGGAAGGCCGAGUUGACUGUGUAACUGUGUGGUGGUAGGGAUUGGAGCUAUGAGACUAUGAUGCAGACCUGUGUAUUACCAAAAGGGAGAAACACUUCUAGAAAUAUUUUUGGUAUAGACUGUUUAAAAAUAAAAAUAAAUUGUAUAAUUUAUUACAUGAAAUAAAUUUUUAAUAACUCA